AUGCCCCCUGGGGCCCACCCAGGGGUGUCGGCGUCAAUAGGACCCCACCCAGGGGCGGCGGCGGACCCAGCGGCCCUCCCAGUUGCGAUGGUGCUCUCAGGGGCCCUCUCAGGGGUGACGGCGAUCCCAGGGGCUCUCCUAGGGGCCUUUUCAGGUGCGGCUGAGACCCCAAAGGCUCUCACAGGGGCAGCGGCGGUCUCAAGGGCCCUCCCAUUAGCAGGUGUGUCGGCGUCCAAAGGAGCCCACCCAGGCGUGACGGCGGACCGAGCGACCCUCCAAGUGCCGGCGGUGCUCUCAGGGACCCUCUCAGGGGUGACGGCGAUCCCAGGGGCUCUCCUAGGGGCCCUCUCAGGUGCGGGGCCCUCCCAAGUCAUCAACAACCUGAGGGGACCCUCCGGUGUCGGCGUCAGGAGGAGCCCACCCAGAGGCGGCAGCGGACCCAACGGCCCUCCCAAGGGCGAUGGUGCUCUCAGGGGCCCCCUCAGGGGUGACGGAGAUCCCAGGGGAUCUCCUAGGGGCCUUUUCAGUGCAAAACCAACUGCUCCAAGGGACUCCAUAGGGAAAAUGCCCCCUGGGGCCUACCCAGGGGUGUCGUCGUCAGGAGGAGCCCACCCAGAGGCGGCAGCGGACCCAACGGCCCUCCCAAGGGCGAUGGUGCUCUCAGGGGCCCCCUCAGGGGUGACGGAGAUCCCAGGGGCUCUCCUAGGGGCCUUUUCAGGUGCGGCUGAGACCCCAGGGGCUCUCGCAGGGGCGGCGGUGGUCUCAAGGGCCCUCCCAUUAGCGAGUGAGCCUCCAGGGGCCCUACCAGAGGCACCCUUCUAA
This is a messenger RNA of Homarus americanus (American lobster), 822 nucleotides long. Its product is annotated as elastin-like. The transcript has 4 exons. The record is from RefSeq and is a predicted model, not a curated record. The coding region runs from base 1 to 822 and encodes 273 amino acids. NCBI's taxonomy places the organism in Eukaryota, Metazoa, Arthropoda, Malacostraca, Decapoda, Nephropidae.